This is a messenger RNA of Schistosoma curassoni, 790 nucleotides long. Lineage: Eukaryota; Metazoa; Platyhelminthes; Trematoda; Strigeidida; Schistosomatidae. The record is from the annotation of a GenBank genome assembly.
CUGAAGGUCAUUGUUAUUUUGUCUGGGUUCAUGGGGUUGUUUACUAUUUUAAAAAAGCUUAAACAGAAAGAGAAGGAAGUCCGGGUGUUAAUACUAGGAUUAGACAAUGCUGGCAAGACAACCAUCGUAAAGAAAUUUAAUGGUGAAGACAUAAACAGUAUAUCUCCAACACUAGGUUUUAGUAUUCAAACACUAGAACAUAUGGGUUUCAAAUUGAAUAUAUGGGAUGUCGGUGGACAAAAGUCUUUGCGAUCAUAUUGGCGAAACUAUUUUGAAACUACUGACGCAUUAAUAUGGGUUGUGGACAGCUCAGAUCGCCUUCGUCUAGAAGAUUGUCGGGUAGAACUAUCUAAACUGCUAGUUGAAGAACGAUUAGCCGGUGCUACUUUACUUGUGUUCGCUAACAAACAAGAUUUAUCUUCAUCAUUGAAACCAUCACAAAUACGUGAAUUAUUACAUUUAGAUGAGAUAACAACACAUCAUUGGUUAAUUCUUGGUUGUAGUGCAGUUACUGGGGAGAAUUUACUAGAUGGUAUAAAUUGGCUACUCAAAGAUGUAUCUUGUAGAAUAUUCUCAUCAGAUUAAUUACUUUCUAUUUCAAAUCGCCGUCGUUAGGAUUUACUCUCUUUUUUCAAAAGAAAUCAAUUUGUGUAAUUACAUCAUCAACAAUGUUUAUCAUAAUUCCUUAUAUAUGAAAAUAACAUUGGUAACAUGAUUUUGUGCGUAAAUAAUAAGCAUAUGAUAUGAUUGUACACAUUACUUAUGCCUGUAAAUAUAAUAAUUAUUCCAA